AUGAGCAUUCUCGUACUGGGCCUACCACUCUUCCUAUCAGCAUAUUCACACUGCGCAUCUGGUAACCACUACUCCGAAUUUGCCAUAAUCCCACCACAAAUACAAGCGAAUUCUAGAGUUCAACUCAGAAAGCCUGGCAUUUCGCGUUAUAGCAUUUACGUGAAAAAUCGUACUAUUUGUCAUUUCGAAACCUCCGCAAUCCCUUGUGAAUGCGUGCUGGAGGUGUCCGACUCGUAUGUCCUCGAGGAGAAUGGGACUAAAAUUGCAAUGUUCUCUGCAGGACUGCCAGAUAUUCAGAUCGAAGUACCCUGCAAGCAUGAUUUGCUCCAAAAUUUGGAAGUACAUAUUACGGCUGGACUAUGCAUAGCUCAGGAAUUCAGAGUGCAACUUCUUUAUCGGGCUUUCGAAGUAUUUUCUAAAGCUGACUCGAAGGUAGUGGCAAAAACUUCCACAAUUUUGCACACCACCGCCGUCCGUAUCCCGUUUUCAUGCGAAAACUUUGCUAAUGCAGGCUUCUACAGCGUCCAACUCGUGAAUUCGUUUGGACACGUUAUUCAGGUAAUUAUUUUCUUCAGCUUUUAUUCUAGAGUCAGGAGUAGUAUCCCACGGGAGGUGAAAGAUAAUUACAUGCGCUGCUACGGUUUUAAACAAUCCAAUGGCAGAGAUGUGCAUCCGACAUCGAUUCAAACUCGGUUACUUGUUUUCAUCGUUCAGAGUGAGCAAUGGAUUCUCGUGAACGAAACAGCCAGUGUAUCAUUGCAACUACGAAACGAUAGCAUAUUUCCGCACUGCGUAAAGGAUUUCCCAAUCCAGUGGAAAACAGCUAAAUGUGACGCAGCCCGACUGAACUAUCGUCUCCGUGUCUCAGCUAUACCAGAAGGCAGCAUCAAUCAUGAAUAUCGUUCACAUUACAUCGAAGAAAUAAGCAUCACAUCAGAACAAGCGUCACUUAGCGUCGAAUGUUCUCAGUUCGACAUUUUCUAUGAAAAGUACUGUUUCGAGCUAGUUUCAGUAGAUGUCAUUUCGGAUACCUUUCAUCUCUGGAGGUCCAUUUGUGUGAGCACUGAACCAGUUUCUCGAACGGACGGCUCGUGGGGAAGUUGGUCAGCAUGGACAGACUGCUCGAAAACGUGUGGAACAUCAGUUCAGAAGCGCUAUCGGUUUUGUGAAAAUCCGAAGCCGGAACGAGGCAAGAACUGCAAAGGACAAGUGAUUGAAACUAGAGCAUGCAAAAGACCAAUGUGUCAAGGUGACUCUUUGCAUCUACAAGAAAGUGCACAAACGAGAAAUAACGUUCCUGUAUAUACGAUGAUGCUAAACUUGCGCAAAUAUUCAGAACGAAGACGCUCUAAAGAGCUGGAUAAUGUGCCUCCUACUGUGGAAAAUUGCACGUGUGGAUGCGAAAUGAGUGGAAGAUCAGGGUCUUUUUUCACAACAGCAGCAGACGCGCACUUGUGUAGUGGAAAUCGAACAUGGUCCAUGCGAAGUCCAAGCCACCCUGUCGUUUCCGAUUUUAAAAUCACCGCAGAUGUUCACGCUCUGGGGAAGCUAUUUUUCUUCAUUGGCUCGUCACUCGAGGAGUUGGUUUGGUUUUCUGGAUCGAAUCAGGACCAAGAAUUUACACUGCAAGUUGACCGACCUAUCUUCAUUGUGUUUUGGUAUAAGGGAAACAGUUCCUUGUUGCAACAACGUGAAGGCUUCACUGUAGCAUGGUAUUCAGAUGCGCCGACGCAUUUCCCUCUACGAGGCUCCACCAAAUUCUAUUCGCUGCAUUCCAAAAUGCUUGUCAUCUCCUCUUUAUUCAUUUCGUUUUUGCUGAUUAUUUUUAUCCCACCAUUUCUGUGUGCCACCAUCACCAAGAAACUGCGACAUCACAGCAUUCGCGAGAACUCAACAAUAGACAAAGUAUACAAUAGCGCGAUGAUCCAGUCUGGAAAUACAGAAACAACACAAGUAUAUGGAGAAAAGUCGACCGGUUUCAUAUCAAAGAAAAGUAUUGGAAUCCAGCUUAGUGUGCAAAAUACACCAAGGCUUUCUCGCGCCGGAGUGCAAGCCGAGUCGCCGCUACCGCGUGGAACUUCGUCGAUGUCGGCAUCAGAUGAGUUAGAGUACGAUUACUAUGAUGGUACCACUAUUCCUGGAUCACUUCUUGCACCUGUCAACAAUCAUAUGACGUCAAUAAUCGAUAUCGACCAAAUAAUAGGAGAAUCGUCAAUAUUCUCAAUUCGAGAUGAGAGUCAGAACGCACACACUCAAAUAUAA
Molecule: messenger RNA, 2262 nt
Organism: Angiostrongylus costaricensis
Lineage: Eukaryota; Metazoa; Nematoda; Chromadorea; Rhabditida; Metastrongylidae
Source: the annotation of a GenBank genome assembly